GCACUUACGACCUCAAGCCUUGUCGUUGCCAGCCGACCCUAUGAGGCCGUGAGACUUGUGUCAUGGCGUCUUCUGGCUCCUUGAAAGACCUCUCUAAGGCCAUCAACGCCUACUACAGCAAUGCGCCGACACUCCCCCUCCCGGACGAGCUCACUCGAGCCAUUGAGGCGUAUCUUGACAAGCACGAGAAAUUUGACGAUCAAACCUCCGAGAAGCUGCACGAUGAACUGCAGGCCAUAUACAAUAGCCAUGUUGCAGGCCAGCCGUCACGAUAUGCCAGCUUCAUCGCUAUCUUCCGCCGCUUCGUGACUGUGAUCCGCACCCCAGCCCGACUGUUUCACUGGUGGGACAUCAUGGGCGAAUCUGUCGAGAUGAACGCUGUGCAGGAGAAAGGACUACUGGCGGAGUCGGCCGCAGGAACCAUGGACCUACUGAUGAUGGGAGAUGUCGAUGAGCAAGAAAACAAAGCAGAUGGUGCUGUGAAUCCCUUUGCUGAACGCCUCUAUCUCGCCUGGAUGGACAAGCAUCGCCCCAUUGAAUCCUCGCAGGGCGACGAGAGUGAUAUUGGAGGAGGUUCCACCGAACGUCCCAUGCGAGAAGGCUUGAUUGCGUGGGGCAAAAAGAAACCCAAAACACCUCUUUUUGGAAACUUACUUCGUUGCCUCCAACACGAUACCUCGACCACUGCAGUUUCUUUAGCGAUCACGACUCUGAUUAUGAUUCUCCCUCACAUGCCAAGCUCACUUGUUCCAUUCCUGCCGAUAUUGUUCAACAUUUACGCCAGACUGCUUUUCUGGGACAACGAGCGUACUGGCACUGUUGAGGCAGCUUCGGAGGACAACGACGCACGAAGCCUCACAUCCGCUUCCGGAUGGGAAGCUUCGACUUUCUGUGUGGAGUCGGACGAUCUCGAAAUCCGUCAUCUCGCAAGCUACUUCACCAUCUUGUAUGGAAUGUACCCUCUCAACUUUACAGACUAUAUCAGAAAGCCCCAGCGCUAUCUCAGGCAUGCCAAUGCCGCCGAGUCUGACGAGGUUGACGUUCAGCCGACCGAGAUUCGCGAUCGAUCAGAGAGGUUUCGACAAAGUCACCUGUUGCAUCCCAACUUUUAUACUCUCACGAUAGACUCGGAAAAAACCGACCUUGGGCGUUGGCUCAACUGCGAGCCGGCUGAGCUGGUGGCUGACUGCAUGGCUCUCCGAGUGCCCACCGACACAGUCUCAAGCGAGCUCAUGCCUGCAUCUCAAGUUGCAGGGGCUGCCAGUUCCUUCUUUAGUGAUGGGUCCGAAGGCCUUGAUCCUGCACUUCUCAGUGGUUCAGGUCCAGACUCGAAUAUUGACAGCUGGAGAAACACACAGGACUCGGGGCGUGAAUCGCAGGCGAGCAGCAGGAUACAGUCGACAGUUCAGCGGCAGCCAUCUCAAUCAAGUCAUCUUUCUAACAGAGAUUCUACGGAUACGCGAAGCCGUGGAGUUGACGGAGACAGCCCGACACUCCCUCCUCAUCUUGUUGUGUCCAAUUCGCAUACGCACUUGCAAGAUAUGAUACAGUCCAACAAGGCCAUCAAGUCAGGCUUGCAUCAAUCUCUGGCGAAUGAUAGCGUGCCAUCGUUGGCUCUAAGUCAUGCCGAUUCUUUUCCAGAAGGCCUGGCAAGUCACGUCCCGAGCCAUGCACCAACGCCCGCGCCGGUGGUCCCAUCGCCACUAUCACUCGCUGGGACACAGACCCAAUCAGCCCAUUUGCAGCGGCAGGUCAUGCUGCUGCAGAACGAUCUGAACUUUGAAAGAUAUCUGAAGCAGCAGCAUAUGGCACACAUUGGUGAGCUGCGGCGCAAGCAAGUUCGCGAAGCUGCAAGCGAAGCCGAGGCGCAGCACCUUAUCCUGGCGAACCGCAAUCUGAGAAACAGACUUGAUGAUGCGAAGAAGGCGGAGAUGCAGAUCAGAAAGGAAUCUGAAAGGGAGUCGAACUCCUAG
Verticillium alfalfae VaMs.102 is the source of this 1973-nucleotide messenger RNA. RefSeq lists its product as hypothetical. NCBI's taxonomy places the organism in Eukaryota, Fungi, Ascomycota, Sordariomycetes, Glomerellales, Plectosphaerellaceae. Gene Ontology annotation, cellular component: TSC1-TSC2 complex. Bases 63 to 1973 code for a protein of 636 amino acids. The transcript has 3 exons. The record is from RefSeq and is a predicted model, not a curated record. Gene Ontology annotation, biological process: regulation of cell cycle; negative regulation of TOR signaling.